AUGUUGGCCGAGAUCCGUUCAAAGAUGAUUUGGAGAUAUAUCUUCACCUGCACUUUGGUCGUGAAUGCUGUCGUGGCGGCUCCUGCGUCCAAUUUCAACAACCUGCAAGAUUGCGUUACCGGUGCUCUUUCUGCUCUUGGAGAUGUUCAAAAACGUGUGCAGACUGCUAAAUCUGCAACCUACGAAGACGCACGUGUGGGUGCCAUCAUUAAGCCUGAAUUUCCGGCCAUGAUUGCUUUUGCCAAAUCCGCAACCGAGGUCGGCGCUUUGAUAGGAUGUGCUGCAAAUACCGGCUAUCAAGCCGUCCCUCGUUCGGGUCGUCAUCACUUCGAAGGCUGGUCUGCACUGAACGGUUCCUUGGUCAUCGAUGUAUCCUCGAUCAACUAUGUCAACAUUGAUGAUGACCUCAAAACGGCCACCAUUGGAGGUGGAACGAACCUCGGUCAAAUUUACACCGAAUUGAGUGUCGUAAACAAAACAUUUUUGGGAGGGAUCUGUCCCACGGUAGCUCUAGGAGGUUAUCUUGGAGCUGGAGGAUACAACCUACAGCAGAGGCAACAUGGCCUGGCUGUGGACCAGGUCUUGUCUUUCAAGAUCGUCAUGGCUAAUGGAGAUCUUCUCAAUGUCUCUCCAACGUCCCACCCAGAUCUAUGGUUCGCUGCACGAGGUGGUGGGACAUACGGUAUUGUUGUUGAAGCCACGGUGAAGAUUAUCACCCUACCAAGGUCGGCCAUGGUGGUUGGUUUCUUCAACAACAAGACAACACGAUAUGAAGUAGUGAGGAAAUUCCUCGACUGGGCACCUAAACAGCCAAGCGAAUUCACCAGUCAGCUCAAUGUCUAUAGCAAUCGGUCUCAUUUCAUCGGCUGGUAUCUGGGUGGUACCAAGCAAGAACUACAGGCCAUCAUGGACAAAUCUGGGCUCUUCGACGUCCCUGGAGCAAAUAUCUCCAUUGCCGGAAACUGCAGCACUGAGAAUUCUCGCAUGUACUGGAUGGAUCCCACAACUACUUGCAUUGAUGACGAUGAUGCCUAUAAGGCAUUCCUCAUGGUCUACAACACAGAACCAAUUCAUUUAGUACCGAUCAAGCCACAGCUGCGAAUCGAGGAGGAACUAGCACUUCCAUCUGCGCCUCCAGCGGCGUUAUGGCCUAGAUUUGGUGUCAUCAGCAAGACUUACUUCACUCUAAAGAAUAAGCCUCUGUCCAAUGACACACUCAAGGAAUUCAUCCAGAGAACUGAAGACCUUCCCGAGGAGGCCGGUUUUUGGGGGGAAUGGACGAGUUUUGGCAUUCCAAAACCGAAUGCAAACACCACCGGCUCUUUCCCUUGGCUAGAGGAUGCCUCGAUAUUGAUGCGAAUGGAGGUCUCAUCUGGAAAGGAUAAGAAGACAUAUGAGGCGAAUCGCGAAUGGCUUCUCGACUUUGAGAAGUUCUUCCGUCCUAAAGUUGGACACGCCAGCUAUUCCGGAUACAUUGAUGCGGACAUCUCUGUCAACCCACUGACUGCAUAUUACGGCGAUAAUAUCUGCAGGCUGAUCAAAGCAAAGAAGUUGUACGACCCCGGAAACUUUUUCAGAAACCCAUUCUCGGUCCCAACUACACCUCCGAAGGGCCUUUGCUAG
Messenger RNA from Rhinocladiella mackenziei CBS 650.93, 1623 nucleotides. RefSeq lists its product as uncharacterized. The coding region runs from base 1 to 1623 and encodes 540 amino acids. The record is from RefSeq and is a predicted model, not a curated record. The transcript is spliced from 4 exons. Gene Ontology annotation, molecular function: FAD binding; oxidoreductase activity. NCBI's taxonomy places the organism in Eukaryota, Fungi, Ascomycota, Eurotiomycetes, Chaetothyriales, Herpotrichiellaceae.